Molecule: messenger RNA, 1176 nt
Organism: Glycine soja
Lineage: Eukaryota; Viridiplantae; Streptophyta; Magnoliopsida; Fabales; Fabaceae
Product: transcription factor bHLH25-like
Exons: 4
Coding region: 61-972 (303 amino acids)
Molecular function (GO): protein dimerization activity
Source: RefSeq, a predicted model, not a curated record
CCCUCUGCUAGAUUUUCCUUUCAACUACUCCCUAGGUCGUACGUACCCAAACCCCCCUAUAUGCUAAUAAUGGAGAAUUCAUGGAUGGACUUGCUUUCUCAAUGGGAAACGGAUGAUGAUGAUUUAUUCAUUAAUCAAAGCCACGUGAUCUCUUUCAAUGAAGAAAAGUCCCCCAAAGGCAUGAUUUUUCAGCAACAAGUUUUUUCUCCCAAAAGUAAACCCUCUUCCUCUUCUUCUUCUUCUUCUUCUUCUUCUUCUUUCCUUCAAAGCAACUUGAAAUCUUGCUCAUCAUUUUCAACGGGUGGUUAUGUAUUGUCUUUUGAUAAUAACCAUAUUGUUGAACCACGUUACCCUCAAAACCCCUUCUCUAAAAGCGUGGCACAAAGCCAUUGCGUUGAGCCAAAGGCGUUCCCACGAACAAGGCCACGAGUUCACAUAUUGGCCGAGAGAAAAAGGAGAGAGGAAUUGAAUAAGAGCAUCGUGGCACUUUCAGCCACCAUUCUUGGGUUUAAAAAGACAGACAAGGCAAAUGUAGUACGUGAAGCUGUCAAAUAUGUGAAACAACUUGAAGAACGUGUGAACGAGCUAGAAAAUCAAAAGAGAAAGGAAGGUGUGAAUUCAAUAAUACUCACCAAGAAAACGCCACUCUCCAUAAAUAAUAUUGAUCAAGCCAUCACUCAUGGAUGUGUGGAUGUGGAAGAAGAAGUCCUCAAGGUGAAAGUAACUGUUUUAGAUAAGGAAUUGCUCAUUGGAAUUUAUUGUGAGAAACAAAGGCAGACAAUGCUCAAAAUAUUGUCAUUGCUUGAUGAUCUCCAUCUUUCUAUAACCCCUACUAGCGUAUUGCCAUUUGGAACUUCCACUCUUAAAAUUACCAUUAUCGCUCAGAUGGAUGACGAAUAUAACAUGAUAAUUGAUGAUCUAGUAAAAGCACUGCGGCAACGCAUAUUGAAGUCACAGGAUAUGCAAAAGUGAUCCGUGCCAGUGAAUAAAACAAUGGCUCUGAUUGUUGUUUCAAAUGUUGUGUCACGUUUGUGGGUUUUGUUUUCUCCUUCCAGUUUAGUAAAUUCUACAUGAAAAUUUUAGGGUUUUUCUUUACUUAUAUAUUCUAAUUUGAGUUUAUUUUUAGUUUAUUUUUAAUUGAUGUGAAACUAAUUUUUCUGAAUAGGAAAGGUUUUC